Messenger RNA from Aaosphaeria arxii CBS 175.79, 2173 nucleotides. Its product is annotated as MFS general substrate transporter. NCBI's taxonomy places the organism in Eukaryota, Fungi, Ascomycota, Dothideomycetes, Pleosporales. The coding region runs from base 210 to 1946 and encodes 578 amino acids. The transcript has 4 exons. Gene Ontology annotation, biological process: transmembrane transport. The record is from RefSeq and is a predicted model, not a curated record. Gene Ontology annotation, molecular function: transmembrane transporter activity.
GUCCCAGUACAAUGGUCGCGAUGGGAUGAUCGCAACUUGCUUCGGGCAAGGCCUGCUCAAGAAAUUUUCAGUGCCCACCAUGGCGACAAACAAUGAUUCUCCAUGAACGGAGAGUACAAGAAUAAAUCAGUUCCGUUCCCCUGGAACUGCAGAACCAUACAAUCUCUUGUAGCUUUUGCAGUUGAUCUUUUGCGACACUUCCAGUCAUUAUGGCUACUCAACAGGUCCAAGAGAAGGAUGUGGCCAUCGAUUCCAAUGCUGCCGCUACAGCACCUGAUGUGAGCGAUUCUGAGUCGCAGAAGGAGAAAGAUCUCGAAAGCCAUAAGCAGCAUGGCGUGGCAAACGUCGAGGCCAUGACCAGAGUGUGGACAAAGAAGGCUUUAUGGGUUGUCAUUGUACUGCUUUACGGUGUAUUCUUCGCUAUCGCGUUUAUGCGAAAUGUGGCUUUCCCCCUUGAACCAUAUGUCACUUCGGCGUUCAGGAAACAUGGACUGCUUGCUAUCGUCAGCAUUGUUUCUACUCUGGCCGGUGGUGUCUCCCAACUCGCGAUCGCCAAGUUGUUCGACAUCUGGGGUCGCCCCCAAGGAUUUGCCGUUGCUGUUUUCCUUGUCCUCAUGGGUUUGAUUCUAAAGGCAGUGUGCCAGAAUGUCCAGACCUAUGCCGCCGGAAAUGUCUUCUGGUGGGUUGGAGCCACAGGUCUUUCAUAUGCUGUGGAUGUCUUCGUAUCGGAUGUCACAUCCUUGAGGAACAGAGGCCUCGUCUUCGGUGUCAACAGCACUCCAGGUCUCGCCGCUAUCUUUGCUGGACCUGCUAUCGCUCAGGAGCUUCUUCAACACUCCAGCUUCCGCUGGGGUUACGGACUCUUCUGUAUUGUCAUCCCAGCAAUCACCAUACCAGUCAUCUUUGCGUUCGCGCAUUACGAAAGGAAGGCGAAGAAACUCGGCGUCGCACAUGAGGCGGGUGCUGGUCGCACUGCGUUCGAGUCCAUCAAACACUAUGUUAUCGAAUUUGACGUGAUGGGAAUGCUCUUGACCAUCGCGGGCUUCUCUCUAAUCCUCCUUCCUUUCUCUCUCGCCUCCGGUGCCAGUCACAAAUGGGCAAAUCCUAGCAUCAUUGCAAUGAUCGUUGUCGGAGUUCUCUGUCUUGUUAGCUUUGUCAUUUGGGAGAAAUGGUUCGCUCCUGUCCAGUACCUGCCGUUCAGAUAUCUCAAGGACCGUACGAUCCUGGGAGUCUGCAUCUGUCGUUUCGCCUUGUACAUCACGAUUAGGACUUGGGAUAUCUACAUGUCCUCAUACCUCCAGGUGGUUCAACAGGUCAACGUCAGGAACGCAGGAUACAUUAUGGACACGUACUCCCUUACAGCAUUUGUAGUCAUGCCUAUUACCGGAUUGGCGCUGCGAUACAUGAAGCAACCUAAGUACCUAGGCAUUGCCGCCAUCCCGCUCAUCGCCCUAGGCACCGGCCUACUCGUCAAGUUCCGCGUUCCCGGCCAAAGCUCCGGACUCAUUGCGAUGUGCCAGGUGUUCAACGGAGCCGCAGGAGGUAUCCUCGACAUCCUCAAUCCCAUCAUGGUGAUGGCCUCCGUCUCUCACCAGGAAGUCGCUGUCGUCCUCGCCCUGACAAGUAUGUUCACAUCCAUCGGCUCCAGUGUCGGAUCCGCCAUAUCCGGCGCUCUGUGGACAAACUUGCUUCCCAAGAAGCUUGAGUUCUAUCUCCCAGAUGAGUUCAAGAAUGAGACAAUGACGAUCUACGGAGACUUGAAGGUUCAGUUGAGCUACCCGUAUGGUAGCCCUGUGCGCGAGGCUAUUGUUCAUGCGUACGGUGAUGUGAUGAGGUUGAUGGUCAUCGCUGGAGCUGCGUUCGUUCCGCUCGUCGCCGCAAGUAUUUUUGUCUGGAAGAACCUUCAUGUCAAGGAUAUGAAGCAGACUAAGGGAACUGUUUUCUAAGGGAUUUAUCCUCCUUAGGAAUCCAAUGCUAGUCAUUGGUGCUAUCCAUUGGACCCUUUCAUAUGGCUAUCGUUCGUUUUGGUUGGGGGACUUAAAGGAUAUUACUUAUCAAACCUACCUACUCAACGUAAGGUCUUUCAAAUAGCUAUGUUGAUUAUCAAAUAGUCAUUAUAUGGCUUCAGAAGCGUCUAUCUCAACUCGAUGUAAUCAAUAUCAACAGACUUUAU